UUAUUUAUUUUUUUGAUCGCACGAAUUCGCAACUAGAGGAUUUUGUCUAAAUAGAAGAACGUAGGUCCAAAUAGUAGUUCGAAGUAAACUUUUUAUUGAUUGAAAUGAUUGAAUGUAUGAACUGUCUAGAAAAAUACCGUGGAAUUAUCUUCAUACUAAGACGUGUAAAAUAUGACAACAUUCUGAGAUAUCCAUAGUUGCAAAAUAAACUAAUGUCUGGGGAAGUAGGAUUUAGUUGUGAUCAGAGAUUUGAGACUCUUAAGUGUAAACUGUGUAGUUUUGAAACAGAUUUCAAGCUUAUUUUGCAUUACCAUACCAGAAAAGUCCAUCACGAUUUAAAUAAAAAUACAGGAGUUUGUAGAAAUAUUGCAAAAUACAAAUGCCGCAAGUGCCAUUUUGCCACCUAUUCAGUAUUACUGUGGUUCAAACAUAAUGUUAGAAAAAACUUGGAUAUUAAGGAAUUUACUAAAGUUUAUAGAUUUGAAUGCACUUAUUGUCCAUUCAAAGCUGCACAGAAGGUGACAUUACAAUUCCAUAUCCUUAACAGACACACUCCAUCUGAAGAAAUUAAAUGGUUUCAAUGUGAACAUUGCGAUUAUAAAACUAAACUAAAACCAUCAUUAAUUAGACACAUCAAUUUAAAACACACACUUAUUGAUGAAUCACAGUGGUUCAGUUGUGAUUUGUGCAAUUAUAAAACACAACAAAAACGGUAUCUAAGAAGCCACAAAGUUUACAAUCACUCGCAAGAUAUGCAAGAGUGUACGCAAUGUACAUACAAAACAAAAAAUCGACGCCAUCUGAAAUGUCAUGAAUUAAGACAACAUACGACCCUUAAUGACGUCCAGUGGUACAAUUGUGAGCACUGCACCUACCAGGGGAAAUUCAAAUCAAAUAUAUCAAGGCACAUGCGAUUACGACACGCAGAAAAAACUUUGAAAAAGAGAAAAGAGUUCUCUUGCACCUUGUGUCCUUACAAAACCUUAUUGAAAUCUUCGCUUAAAAGACACGUCGAAGGGCUCCACACUGCACCUGAAAAUAUCCAAUGGUUUGAAUGUGAUCAAUGCGACUACAAGGGCAAAUGCAAAAGAUAUUUUAAACUUCAUAAAAAAAUGCAACACUCGGAUGCCAGCGUUAAGAAGUUCACGUGCGAUAGCUGCCCCUUUAGGACAACAACUCAGGUGGCGUUGAAAAAACAUAUCGCAAGAAGACACCCUUCAGGGAACUUGUUACAUGAAUGCCCUCAAUGUUUUUUUACGACGAGGUUUCAAGCAUUUCUGAAGCAGCAUAUAAUAAGGCAACAUACUGACGCCGAAAAAAUAGAAUGGUUCAAAUGUUUUCAAUGUGAUUACAAAGGAAAAUUCAAGGGAGAUUUGCUUAGACAUAUUAGAAGGGUUCAUAGAAGUGUUGAGGUUAAGACGUUUAGUUGCGAUUUGUGUGAGUACAAAUCAAAUAGAACAGAUAAUCUUAAAAGACAUAAAUUUAGUGUACAUUUCACAAAAACAGAAGUGCUGUAAAUUUGUGUUUCGUUUUUAUGUUUUUUGAAUUGUUUGUUCCAUUUUGAUAUCUUUUUUUUAAGUACUUUAUUAAACUUUGUUGACAAACUAGAGGUGCAAAAUAGAAAAAUAAUUUUAGUUUUUCAAUAAUUAUGCUGGCGCAUCCACCAUUUUUAUUGUAAAUAAAAAAAUGUAACUCGUAAACAAUUUGACUUAUUUUUUAACAAGAAUUUCGUACAGGAAAUCGCUGACGAUUUAUAUUCUGUCUAUGAAGUAUUUAGGCUAUAAUGUGCACAAACUUAAACAUGAAAUCUCAAAAUUAGCAUCUACUUUAAAAAAAUACAUAUUUAAUAAAACCAGUGCAGUGAAUUAAGAAAACGUAAAAUCAGACAAAAACGUUAAUUUGAUUUGUUUAACAGAGAAAAACAUUUUCCUGUCUUUUUCAACGUUUCAUAUUUUAGAAAAAUAAAUGAACCGUGGGUACUUUGAAUUGAUCUGUUGCCUUUUUAUUGGUGUUCCUUACUAUUUUCACAACUUAAUGAUGAGUUUUAUUAUUAUUAUUUUCAUACAAUGCAAUAUGUCUAUGUAUAUUGCAUUACAUUCGUCAAAUAUAUAAUUGUUUAGCGACCUUGAAUAUUCAGGUUUAGUAUUGUAUAAUUUGUGAUUAUAAAUUAAUAUUUGAUUUUGUCAAUUUUUGUAUCAAUUUCCGCAUUUUUAAUAGAAUAAAAUUGAAAAAAG
Tribolium madens (black flour beetle) is the source of this 2234-nucleotide messenger RNA. Its product is annotated as zinc finger Y-chromosomal protein-like. Gene Ontology annotation, biological process: regulation of transcription by RNA polymerase II. NCBI's taxonomy places the organism in Eukaryota, Metazoa, Arthropoda, Insecta, Coleoptera, Tenebrionidae. The record is from RefSeq and is a predicted model, not a curated record. The transcript is spliced from 3 exons. Gene Ontology annotation, cellular component: nucleus. The coding region runs from base 213 to 1517 and encodes 434 amino acids. Gene Ontology annotation, molecular function: DNA-binding transcription factor activity, RNA polymerase II-specific; RNA polymerase II transcription regulatory region sequence-specific DNA binding.